CAUAAUCUAAUCAUAACACACAAAUCACCAAAAACCAAAAAAGACAAGAAAAUAGAAAAAAUAAAUGACCGGAAGAAAGAAAUGGAUGGGCAUCCAUGCAGCUCUCAUGAUGAUCACGACGAUUCUCCUUGCUGCUACUGUUUCCAUGGCGGAUGGUGAUGCAGUCGUACCAGCCGGAAAAUCCGAACUGGACAAGUGGUUCAACAACAAUGUGAAGCCGUUCAAAGAACAAAAGUCGCUUGACGCUGCCCUUGUCACGGCGGAGGAGGGUGCGAAAGUUGUGAAGGUCAUGCAAGAUGGGGGAGACUACAAGAAAAUCAUGGAGGCCAUUGAUAGCAUUCCGGCCGGGAACACUAAACGUGUGAUUGUAUACAUUGGAGGGGGUACCUACAAUGAGAAAAUAACAAUUCCAAAAAACAAACCAUUUGUCACAUUAGUUGGGGAUUCAAAAAACAUUCCGAAUUUGACAUAUUCCGGCGAUGCCGCCAAAUAUGGGACGGUGAAUAGUGCUACAUUGGCAGUGGAAUCCGACUACUUCACUGCUGCUAACUUAAAUAUCAUAAAUUCCUCGCCAAAACCAGAUGGAAAAAGAGAAGGCGCACAAGCAGUUGCCUUGAGGGUGUCCGGGACCAAGGCCGCAUUGUACAAUUGCAAAAUGUAUGGAUUUCAGGACACCAUUUGUGAUGAUAAAGGCUAUCAUUUCUUCAAGGACUGCUACGUUGAAGGAACUGUAGAUUUCAUCUUCGGAAGUGGAAAAUCUCUCUAUUUGAGCACACAUUUACAUGUUUUAGGGGACACCGGAAUGACUGUGAUAACCGCACAGGCAAGGGACAGUAAAGAGGACACCGGAUACUCAUUUGUUCACUGCAAUAUAACGGGGACCGCCAAGGGCACAUUUUUGGGCAGAGCUUGGAGGGCUAGUCCCCAGGUGGUGUAUGCCUACACCGCCAUGGGAGAAGUUGUCAGUCCAGAAGGAUGGACCGACAAUCGCCACCCCGAAUACGACAACUCUGUGAAUUUUGGAGAGUACAAGUGUAUUGGUCCAGGUUCAAGCAUGAGUAAGAGAGUGAAAUUCACAAAAGAGCUGAGCGAGGCAGAUGCCAAACCUUACAUCAGCCUGAGCUUUAUUGAGGGUUCCAAGUGGUUGCUUCCUCCUCCAAAUCCGAAGGUCUAAAUAGUUGGUGCCAAUAGCCACAACUGCAUGUGUAUAUGAUUUGAAAUACAGUUGUUGGGCCAAUGACCAUUAUCUACAAUUGUUAUUAUUUUUUUCCCAUGCGCAAAAGUGGAGGAAGCGGUCUCCGUGCGGACAGUGAAGUUAGUUCAAAUGGUUGAAAAUACAAAAUUUUGAUAAAUUUUAGUAUAUUUACAUAAUAUGCCACUGCUCCUUUCUGAAUUCA
This is a messenger RNA of Rosa chinensis, 1397 nucleotides long. Its product is annotated as pectinesterase PPME1. Gene Ontology annotation, molecular function: pectinesterase activity. The coding region runs from base 65 to 1174 and encodes 369 amino acids. Gene Ontology annotation, biological process: cell wall modification. The transcript is spliced from 4 exons. NCBI's taxonomy places the organism in Eukaryota, Viridiplantae, Streptophyta, Magnoliopsida, Rosales, Rosaceae. The record is from RefSeq and is a predicted model, not a curated record.